This is a messenger RNA of Drosophila busckii, 2378 nucleotides long. RefSeq names its product innexin inx2. The transcript is spliced from 2 exons. NCBI's taxonomy places the organism in Eukaryota, Metazoa, Arthropoda, Insecta, Diptera, Drosophilidae. The coding region runs from base 603 to 1706 and encodes 367 amino acids. Gene Ontology annotation, molecular function: gap junction channel activity. Gene Ontology annotation, biological process: phototransduction. Gene Ontology annotation, cellular component: gap junction; plasma membrane. The record is from RefSeq and is a predicted model, not a curated record.
GUGUAUGCGACGGCGCUUCAAAAGAAAGACAGAAAGCAAAAAAAAAAAGAAGCAGAAAAUAAAUAUACAGUAAAUUUUCUUGUGCACGUUGUUCAGUCAGUCGGCAGAGUUAGCGUCAGUGUGUGUGUUUAUUUUUUUUUUGGGACAACACACGCACAGCACACACUGCCCACACACACAAACACACACACACAGUUGUUGUUGUUGUUUUUUUUUAGUUGACUUUUUUUUUGUACGAAAACUUUUUACUCGUUGUGCUUAAGUCGGUCUUGGGCAGCUUAAAGAGCGCAAGCAAGCGAGAGCGAGCCCCCCCAAUACACACAGACGCGCACACACAUACAUAGAGAUCAGUGCAGCAGCAGCGAGCAGCAGCAGCAGCGGCAAAGCAGCGCAAACUUGUUGAACGCGAGAGUCGCACACUCUGAUGUGCAUUCUCAAGUUAGAGACUCGAGCGUUAUGUUGGACAAGUGACGUGUAAAAGACAAGAAAGCAACAGAGUAAACAGUUAAAACUGCCAUACAAAACAUUAAGAACAAAUAUAAGCAAACAAAUAUUACAUAUAUUUUGUUACGACAAGUUGAAAAUUUUGUACAAGUGCCAAAAUGUUUGAUGUCUUUGGCUCCGUCAAGGGGCUGCUGAAGAUCGAUCAGGUCUGCAUCGAUAACAAUGUCUUUCGUAUGCAUUAUAAGGCAACGGUAAUAAUAUUGAUUGCCUUCUCGCUGCUGGUAACAUCACGUCAAUAUAUUGGCGAUCCCAUCGAUUGCAUUGUGGACGAAAUACCGCUGGGCGUUAUGGAUACCUAUUGCUGGAUUUAUUCAACGUUUACGGUGCCGGAACGUCUGACGGGCAUUACCGGACGCGAUGUGGUGCAGCCUGGCGUCGGUUCGCAUGUGGAUGGCCAGGAUAAGAUCAAAUACCACAAAUACUAUCAGUGGGUAUGCUUUGUGCUAUUCUUCCAAGCCAUCUUGUUCUAUGUGCCGCGCUAUUUGUGGAAAUCCUGGGAAGGCGGACGCUUGAAGAUGCUUGUCAUGGAUCUGAACAGUCCCAUUGUCAACGAUGAGUGCAAAAACGAUCGCAAAAAGAUAUUGGUCGACUAUUUCAUUGGCAAUCUGAAUCGUCACAAUUUCUAUGCAUUUCGCUUCUUCGUCUGCGAGGCUCUCAACUUUGUCAAUGUCAUAGCGCAAAUCUAUUUCGUGGACUUUUUCCUCGACGGCGAAUUCAGCACCUACGGCAGUGAUGUGCUCAAGUUUACCGAAAUGGAGCCGGAUGAACGCAUCGAUCCGAUGGCGCGUGUCUUUCCCAAGGUCACCAAAUGCACCUUCCACAAAUACGGUCCAUCGGGCAGCGUACAAAAGUUCGACGGUCUCUGCGUGCUGCCGCUGAACAUUGUCAACGAGAAGAUCUAUGUGUUCCUCUGGUUCUGGUUCAUCAUUCUGAGCAUAUUAUCGGGCAUAUCGCUGGUCUAUCGCAUUGCCGUCGUCAUGGGUCCCAAGGUGCGCCAUCUGUUGCUGCGCGCACGCUCCCGUCUGGCCGAGAGCGAUGAGGUCGAGCUGGUGGCCAACAAGUGCAACAUUGGUGAUUGGUUCUUGCUCUAUCAGCUGGGCAAGAACAUUGAUCCGCUAAUCUACAAGGAGGUCAUUUCGGAUCUAUCACGCGAAUUGGGCGGCGAUGGUCAAAGCGCACACAAGCAACCAUUUGAGGCCUAAGCCGACCAACUGAAGCUUGGAGAAGAAGUAGAGAGGAGCAGCAGCCCCAACUAACAGGCCAGGCGGCGUGCCAACGGCCUCGCAUGCUGCCAUUUAAAAACAAUAACAAUUAAGCUUAGAGUGGCCUUUUAGCUAAAGACGGAGCUAAUGAACACACAUAUCAACGAAUUCCAUGAUAAAAAUAAAAGACAAAUAGCUUGUGUAUUUUCAAACGGCAUUUGAAAAAACAUUUGCAAGCGACGCAAGUUCAGUUCAGUACAGAAUAACAAAUACUAGCCUAUAAACCAAUCCACCCCACCAUAAUAAUUGGCAGCUGUGAAAGAAGAAGAAGAAGAAGAAGAAGUAACAAGGACAAUCAAUAAAACAGGCUGCUAAAAUAAAAAUAUAAAACAAACAGGAAAUGGAAGCCAUAAAAAGGAAUCCUAACUCUAACGAUAAAAGACAACAAAGUGCAAGCAUUUUUUUAUAUAGAAAUAUAUAGUAUAUAUACUAUAUAAAUAUAUACGCCACACUAUACACAUUAUAUAUUAUAUACUCGUAUAUAUUUAUGAAUGAAAUGCCACAUGCGAUUAAUAUUUAUGCUAAGAGUUGUGAUCAUUGAUUAAGCAGUUUAUUUAAAUUUAAACAAACGAAAAAUUGAAAGAAAUUUUUAAAACGCAUAUACAACAAAUC